AUAAUGAACUGAGAAACCAACCUACUAGUAGGUGACAAAAACGUUGUGUUCGGCGAAUCCAGCAAAGCAAUGCGAUGCAACUUGUUUCCUUCAUAGCAAACUGAGUUGUAAUUCACUUUUCGAAUUCCGAUAUCACCUUCGCGUAAAACCGAACCGAAAUGGCAGCAAGUCUUUGGCGCUACGCAACCGGUUCAACCACAAACCCGGUCGACUACUCCGGCGUCGAAUUCUGGUCGAACCCAGAACGAACCGGCUGGUUAACAAAACAAGGCGAAUACAUAAAAACAUGGCGAAGACGUUGGUUCGUUUUGAAACAAGGGAAACUCUUCUGGUUCAAAGAAUCAACAAUCACACGCGCUUCUAUCCCGCGUGGUGUUAUUCCUGUUGCUACUUGUCUCACUGUUAAAGGCGCUGAAGAUAUUCUUCAUAAACCCUACGCAUUUGAACUUUCCACACGCGCUGAUACGAUGUAUUUUAUUGCUGAUUCGGAUAAGGAGAAAGAGGAUUGGAUUAACUCGAUUGGAAGAUCGAUUGUUCUGCAUUCUAGAUCUGUUACUGAUUCGGAAAUUAUUGAUUAUGAUAAUGGUAAAUGAUGAUGUUGAUUGCGUUUCACGCGCCACCGUGUUUAGGUAAUUUAUCUUUUUUUUAGUGUGUUGUGUAUAUUGUUAUGUUAAGUUUUAAUUUGUGUUUGUUCUUGUGAGGAAACUCUGUUUAUGUAAUUGAAUUGUUUGAAUUAUUAGUAUAGUUCGAAUUCUCAAAUUGUAAACUAUUGCUUUUAUGUUGAUUUUAGUUU
Messenger RNA from Medicago truncatula (barrel medic), 793 nucleotides. RefSeq names its product pleckstrin homology domain-containing protein 1. Lineage: Eukaryota; Viridiplantae; Streptophyta; Magnoliopsida; Fabales; Fabaceae. The record is from RefSeq and is a predicted model, not a curated record. The transcript has a single exon. Bases 159 to 593 code for a protein of 144 amino acids.